This is a messenger RNA of Coregonus sp. 'balchen', 8329 nucleotides long. Lineage: Eukaryota; Metazoa; Chordata; Actinopteri; Salmoniformes; Salmonidae. The record is from the annotation of a GenBank genome assembly.
CUUGGAACCGAGUGCGUUGUCCGGGUGCUAGAGUGUCCUCGAUGGGUAUCAUAGGAUGGCUUUGCAGAGGUGUUCGUGAUGGCGUUGCCGUGGCUGCUCGUUUUGGAGCUCGUACUUUACGCAGGCUGUUUCAUCUGUGGAAUAAUGUCCGCUGCCUCGCUGACAAUCACCCAGGUACGAAUGCAUUCAUGUUUGAAAUGUCGGAACUUUCAACUGCAUAUGAUACAUUCUAAACUUGAGCACUCUUUUUAUCCCUGUAUAACAAAAAAAAUUAUCAAUAGACAUUUAUUGACAACAUUUCCACACAGCCUAGGCUACUGUCUACUGUCGCUCUCCUCAAACCGACACUAGGCUAUUGGUAAACUGCUAGGUGUCUAGCAUACUGUACAUUGGAUAGGUUUUUAUCGUCCUCUCAACAAUGGGUCAAACUUUUGGGUGCUACAUCCAUUAUGGAAGAUUUUAUCAGAUUUUAAAGAAACUUUCUCCCAUAUUAUGUUGUCUUUAUCUGCUUUAAUCUCAGAAUUUGUAACACAACCCAAAACAUGGGGGCUAGCCUAGGAGCAAAUAAUGAGAAAUUAUUUAUUAAUAAAUUAAAUCAGCAGAGAUAAUCAUGUGAAGUCAGGGAAUAUCAUUUAUGACUCUCCACUAGGCCUACAGGCGUAUACAAUGUCUUAGUGGACUUCACCUAAAUGCAAAAUUGUUGCAAUACAGUGACUUUGCAAUAGAUUAGGUUACCAUUCCACAUAAAAAUACUGUACUAACUAUAGAAAUGUAGUAUACUGUAGAAUACUAUACUGCACUCUGUAGUAUCCCUCGAUUGUGUGUUGUACUUACUACAGAAUUUUGUAGUAUACUGUAGAAUACUAUACUGCACUCUGUAGUAUCCCUCGAUCGUGUAGUGCUAACUACAUAAUUUUGUAGUAUACUGUAGAAUACUAUACUACACACUGUAGUUUCCUUCGAUCGUGUAGUUCUUAUUAUUGAAUUUUGUGCCACUCAUGACUGAAAAACCUACAUGCCAAGUAUAUACCAUAUAUUGUGUUCCCUACAGGUUAUGGAAAAGAGCAGAAGUCCUGAACAUAACCGUGCAGAACACUGUCCUACCUAAAUACAGGUUAUGGACAUUUGCUAUUUUAGUGUUGUUCAGUAAGAUUCCUCAAGGAGAAAGCCCCCCUCCCAAAAAAAAAGAGAAUAAAAAAGAGAAUAAAACAAAAACACUGCAGUGCGUAUUAUAGUUAAGUGAUAAUGCACGAGAAGCCGGUGUUUGGAGGAUAUAUUGGCACGGGUGUUGUUAGGCCCGAGACGAUAUAUAUGAUAUAUAUAUUACUAUAUAUAAAUAUAGUAAUACUACAGUAUACUACAGUAUUUUUCAUGUGGGAUUUUGAUACAGAUGGCAAUGACUGUUUGAAAUGAAAUGUGUUGAGAGACAGGAAAAUGAAACAUGAGUUCUACAUUCAGAGUCCUCCCUGCUGUUUCACAUGGCCCAGUGGCACCAUAUAAUCAUCAUCUAAUGUCCUAAAAGAAUAUAGCUAUACAUUUGUGCACAUGAAUGGAUGAAUGGAAUUUCUCAAGCAUUCCAUUUCAAGUUGAAUUAAGCUCGCCUGUGCAUCCCUAUCCAGGCCAGGAAACACAGUGAAGUCUGUGUGUGACAGACAGGCUCUGUGCAGCUGCCUAUUAAGGGAUGUUUAAUUUGAGAGCGUGUGUAUCUCGCCACAGCUGACCAAGCUCUCUUGCUGUUAAUGUCCAGUGAAGAUACUUUCCAUUGUUAUAGGUUGUGUAAAGUGCAUUACAUCCUUUCAAUUGCAUACAGUAGGAUACAUUGUAUAGUUAUACUGAAUGCAUCUGUAUUAUGUGUGUGUCAUGCAGGGCCACUUUACAGGCCAGUGCAUUCUUUAUGGGACUGUUGAGUACAACACAUCUGGCCUGGUCCUGGAGAGCCCCAGCCAUCCCUCCCUCUGCUACUUUGUGUCAGCCAUCUCUGUAUCUGUUGCCGUCUACUGCCUCUCCCUCACCCUCUACUGGAUCUACACCAGUUGUGUGGAAGAGGAGGUCAAGAGGUGAGAGACAGACUCUAUUGCCCAGCAAUUGUGUUAAUCAUCUCGAUUUCCAUGCCCAGUAGUGUGGCAUCAAAGCAGAAAUUAUUUGAUUUGUUUGUUGUUGACUUUCUUUACUUGUAUUUCUUUACUUCCUGUCCUGCACCCCCAGGGAAAGACUAUGGCUGAAUGUGACUCUGGGGGUGUGUAUGAAGAUAUUGUUUUUCCUGGCGGUGUCAGGAUGUACCCUGAGGAUCGGCAGGGACCGCCUCUGUCUGUCUGCCCUCCACAAUGUGCCCUCCAUAACCAGGUGAGAGGGUUGCGUUUUUUGUUCUGUCUUCUCCCAUAUCACCUCUUUGCUCAGUACCCUCCUUUUUCUCAUACUGUAUGUGAAAUGUGAAAUAUUGUAUGCUGUUCUUGUUCAUUUGGAGGACUUCUUUCAUUUCAGUUGUGAAGAAGCCGAGAAUAAAACCUGGGUCAGUCCCUACGAUGGAAAUCAGUUCUACACAGGCUUGUAUGAUGCAGAGGUCUGUCCUGACACUGUGCAUAUAAUAAUAUUAACUAACACAUCAAAACGUUAUUGCCUUAUCAGACCACAAGCUGCUUCAAAACCACAGAUACUUUUUUAUAGUCCAUGUGUUGUCAUUGUUAUUUAUUUAUUUAAAUAUUUUAUUCUUCAUCUCUGUUUUCUUCUUUUGUCAUUCCCAGAAGUCUGUGUGGGUGAACUUCUUCUUCUGGGUGCUGAUCGUGGUGGUGGUGUUUGUCCAGAAACGCCAGGGGUUAGGCUCAGGGUCAGAAUGGAGCGUGUCUGAAACAGAGCCCUUCUUCCACCGUCCUGUCUGACCCCAUCGACCACACAUAGCCAGAUGGGUGCCAUAAUGGUCGUUUUCCUCUGCUCAGACGUUGCUGACGCAUGCCAGAUCUUACAACGCCUACAUAGGUAUUUUACGUAUCAGCUAACCAUAUCAUAUGUUAUAGCAAUCUGGUGCCCAACGGCAAAGUCUAUGAUGUGGCACACAACCAUUAGUUGAUGCAUGCAACGUCUGAGCAGGGCAACACAACCAAUGUGUCCCUGCAUGCAACAACCUAGUUUUGGCCCAAGCUCAAGACAGGGAUAACAGUGGGUUAUAAAACAGGAUGUACUCAAUUAUUGGUAAUGUAAUUAGAUUCCACUGCAGUAUGUAAUAGCCAACCAUACACGUUUGUGAGAGUGUGAUUUGAAGGAGUCAGGCGCAGGAGGGUAAAUCAAAGAAUACAGAGUUUAUUCCGUAGUACACGGUUACGUCAACAACAAAUACAGGCACACGGGGAAAAUAUACCCCAGCAAUACAAAGUACAGGUAGCUCCACCGAGCUCCAAUCAUCUCACAUGCAACAAUCAACCACAAGGACAAAGGGGCAGAGGGAACACUUAAACACAUACUAAUGAGGGGAAUAAGAACCAGGUGUGUGUAAUUGACAAGACAAGACAAAUGGAAUGAUGAGAUAUGGAGCGGCAGUGGCUAGUAGGCCGGUGACAACGAACGCCGAAGCCUGUCCGAACAAGGAGGGGAGGCAGCUUCGUGACAGUACCCCCCCCCCCCCCCCACCCUUGACGUGCAGCUCCAGCAGCGUGCCGACCCGGGGACGGCCAUUAGGACGCAGAGCAGGGUGAGCCGGAUGGCGACGGUGGAAAUCCCACACCAGGGAGGGAUCGAGGAUAUCCCUCACCGGGACCCAGCACUGUUCCUCCGGACCGUACCCCUCGAGGUACUGAAGGCCCCCCACCCGACGCCGCGAAUCCAAGAUGGAACGGACGAGGUACGCCGUGGCCCCCUCGAUGUCCAGAGGAGGCGGCGGGACCUCCCGCACCUCAGACUCCUGGAGCGGACCAGCCACCACCGGCCUGAGGAGAGACACAUGAAACGAGGGGUUAAUACGGUAAUCAUGGGGGAGUAAUAACCUAUAGGUAACCGCGGGCUCAGCUUCCGGAAGGGCAGGCGGAGGGGCAGAUUCUGGGUCAAGAACCAGACCCGAUCACCUGGUACGAAGACCGGGGCCUCACUGCGGUGGCGGUCAGCGUUGGCCUUCUGACGACGCACGGCGCGUUGAAGGUGGAUGUGGGCAGCGUCCCACGUCUCCUCCGCAUGCCGAAACCAGUCAUCCACCGCAGGAGCCUUGGUCAGGCUCUGGUGCCACGGUGCCAGAACCGGUUGGUAACCUAAAACACAUUGGAAUGGCGUUAGGUUAGUGGAGGAGUGACUGAGAGAGUUCUGGGCAUAUUCGGCCCAUGGCAAGAACACCGACCACUCCCCCGGCCGGUCCUAGCAGUAGGACCGCAGGAACCUACCCACAUCCUGAUUUACCCAUUCCACCUGCCCAUUAGACUCGGGGUGGAAACCAGAGGUCAGGCUGACCGAGACCCCCAGACGUUCCAUGAACGCCUUCCAGACCUUGGAUGUGAACUGGGGACCUCGGUCAGACACUAUAUCCUCUGGUACCCCGUAGUGCCGGAAGACGUGUGUAAACAGGGCCUCCACAGUUUGCAGGGCCGUGGGGAGACCGGGCAGAGGAAGGAGGCGGCAGGCCUUGGAAAAGCGGUCCACAACGACCAGGAUGGUGGUGUUACCUUGGGAGAGGGGAAGAUCAGUCAGGAAAUCAACACUCAGGUGAGACCAUGGUCGUUGUGGAGCUGGUAAAGGUUGUAACUUACCCGCUGGGAGGUGCCUAGGUGCCUUAUUCUGGGCGCACACCAAGCAGGAGGAGACAUACACCCUCACGUCCUUAGCCAAGGUAGGCCACCAGUACUUUCCGGUCAGGCAGCGCACUGUACGACCGAUACCUGGAUGACCAGAGGAGGGUGACGUGUGUGCCCAGUAGAUCAGACGAUCACGGAUAAGAGCAGGCACAUACUGCAGCCCAGUUGGACACUGAGGUGGAGAUGGCUCUGUGCGUAAUGCCUGCUCUAUAUCCGCGUCCAUCGCCUAUACUACCGGCGCCACAAUGCAGGAGGCCGGGAGUAUGGGGGUGUUGUCUCUGGGCCUCUCCUCUGUGUCAUACAGCCGUGACAAUGCGUCUGCCUUCACGUUCUUCGUACCUGGGAUGUAUGAUAGUGUGAAAUCAAACCGGGUGAAUAAUAGGGCCCACCUGGCCUGGCGAGGAUUCAGCCUCCUCGCUGCCCGGAUGUACUCCUGGUUACGGUGGUCUGUCCAGACGAGGAAAGGGUGUUUCGCCCCUUCGCGCCAAUGCCUCCACACGGUCAGGGCUCGGACAACAGCCAACAGCUCCGAUCACCAACGACGUAGUUCUGCUCCACCGGGCUGAGCUUCUUAGAGAAGAAGGCACAUGGGCGGAGCUUGGGUGGCGUGCCCGAGUGUUGAGAUAGGAUAGCGCCUAUCCCUACCUCGGACACAUCCACCUCCACUACGAACGAUAGUGAUGGUUUGGGGUGGGCCAGUACCGGGGCUGAGGUGAACAGACCCCUCAGGUUACUGAAAGCCCUGUCAGCCUCAGCAGACCAGUGGAGCCGGGAUGGCCCCCCCUUCAACAGAGAUGUAAUGGGAGCUGCGACCUUGCCAAACCCCCGGAUAAACCUCCGAUAGUAGUUGGCGAAGCCAAGAAAGUGCUGCACCUCCUUAACCAUGGUUGGAGUCGGCCAAUUACGCACGGCUGAAAUGCGAUCUCACUCCAUCUCCACACCUGAGGUGGUAAUGCGGUAUCCGAGGAAGGAGACGGACUGCUGGAAAAACAGACACUUCUCUGCCUUCGAUCACUGAAGGAAUGAGGGGGAGAGGAUAACUGAAUCGUAUCGUCUCCUUGUUCAGUGAUCGAUAAUCAAUGCAAGGGCGCAGACCGCCGUCUUUCUUCUUCACAAAAAAGAAACUUGAGGAGGCGGGCGAAGUGGAGGGACAUAUAAACCCCUGGCGCAGGGACUCGGUGACGUAUGUUUCCAUAGCCUCCGUUUCAGCCUGUGACAGGGGAUACACAUGACUCCUGGGAAACAUAGCGUCUACCCGGAGGUUUAUCGCGCAAUCCCCCGCCCGAUGAGGUGGUAACUUAGUCGCCUGCGUUUUGGAAAACACGUACGCCAAAUCGAGGUAUUCGGGGGGAAUGCUCACGGUGGAGGUACUGUCUGGACUUUCCACCGUGGUUGCACCAACGGAAACACCUAGACACCUACCCUGACACUCUCGCGACCACCCCGUGAGAACCCUCUGCGGCAAUGAGAAGGUGGGGUUGUGGAGUGCUAACCAAGGGAUACCUAAUACCACAGGGAAAGCAGGAGACUCAAUAAUAAAGAAAGUGACUUGCUCACAAUGAGUCUCGUGGGUAAUCAUGGUGACUGGUGCUGUAACUUCCCUAACAAACCCGGACCCUAAUGGUCGACUAUCAAGUGCUCUGAUGGGGAGUGGAAUGGAUAGGGGAACCAAUGAAAUGCCUAGACUGUGUGAGAAUGUCCUGUCCAUAAAGUUCCCAGCUGCGCCUGAAUCGACUAGCGCCUUACACUGGGGAACUACCAUGUGAUCAGGAAAGUAGAUGGGUAGGAUACAGUGCGCAGCAGAGGGCUCUGAAAGAGUGUGGGUGUUCGAUACCUGGGGUGAUGCGAGAGUGCCCUGCCUGCCAUCUCCAGACCCAAAAGAACGCUGACGACAUUGUGCGGUGUAAUGUCCCUUCGUGCCACCAGAGUGACACUGGCGCUGUCAUCUUCCGCUCUUUCUCAUCGCCACUCCACCCAGCUCCAUCAGCUCGGGAUCCAAGUCGGGCGGGGUUGGAAUGGGCCGACCCCCUCCAGGACGUCCUCUGGCCGCCAGCAGGUUGUCCAAGCAGAUGGCCAUGUCCACCAGUUGUGUGAAGGACAACAUGGUGUCCUGGCAGGCUAGCUCCUUUCGGACAUCCUCCCGCAGAUGGCACCGGAAGUGGUCGAUGAGGGCCCGCUCGUUCCACCCGGACCCAGCUGCUAGAGUCCGGAACUCCAAGGCGAAGUCCUGGGCAGUCCUCGUCCCCUGCCUCAGGUGGACCAGCUGCUCGCCCGCCUCCCGACCCUCAGGCGGGUGAUCGAAGACAGCCCGAAAGAGGCGAGCGAACUCCCCAUAGUUGUCCAACGUGGCUCCUCCUUCGUUCCAGACCGCGUUGGCCCACUCCAGGGCUUUCCCCGAGAGGCAGGAGACGAGGACUGCGCAGGACUUCGCCUUGGAGUUCCGGACUCUAGCAGCUGGGUCCGGGUGGAAGGAGCGGGCCCUCAUCGACCACUUCCGGUAUGAAUGAUGAUAUAUGGACCGGCAGUGGCUAGAAGGCCGGUGACGAUGAACACCGAAGCCUGCCCGAACAAGGAGGGGUGGCAGCUUCGGAGGAAGUCGUGACAACGUUUUACUUAAUUUAGCUGAAUUGGCCCCAAUUCAUUUGGAUAAGUACUUUUAUUAAAUAUAUCAAACUAAGAUUCCUUUUAAUAAAGCCGCUCCGUACUGACAUUAAAGGCAUUAUAACCUCUAAUUUAGGCCAUCAAUGGGGCACCCUAACUACAAUGUGUUUUCCCUUUGGAAUAGUCGGAAUAGUACAAUUAACAUUGGAAGUAAUUUCUUCCAUUUUUGUAUACUUAUCAGUUUAACUAAUUAGUUACACAAUUCAGUCCCUUCCUGUUACAUAAGAUGACCUGCUCAAUGUAUACUGCACUGAUUGAUGUAACAGCUGUGAAAGACAAAUAUUUCCUGUGAAGUGUAACAUAUGUUUUUGUCAAAACAAAAUCUGUCCUUGCUAUAUUAAUGAAGUACAGUUACAUUGUUAAUAGUUAUUUUCUAGUACUGAAUAUGAGUUACCAUGGGAACAUUUUAUGACAAAAAGGUUUGCAAAUGAAUAAAAAACAUUGUUCCAGAUUCACUCCAUCACAACCUUUAUAAAUGGUAUUAACUACAGUAAAUCUCCAUUCCCAACCACUGCUACAUUCUGUCCCUCCUCUAACCAUCAAUCCAUCCCUCUCCUCACUGCUACAUUCUGUCCCUCCUCUAACCAUCAAUCCAUCCCUCUCCUCACUGCUACAUUCUGUCCCUCCUCUAACCAUCAAUCCAUCCCUCUCCUCACUGCUACAUUCUGUCCCUCCUCUCACCAUCAAUCCAUCCCUCUCCUCACUGCCCUCUUCUUCACUCCCUCUUCCUCUCAAUCUCUUACAGUUGCUUGCUGAGUUUGCGAGCUUGUCUUUCUUUUGCUUCAAUGGCGGCCUUGGUGUCCAGGAGCUGCUCCAGCAGCCUGCGUAUGUUAAACAUGUCUAGCUUCUAUCUGCUGGCCCAGGCCCUGGCCCUCUUCCCCCUGCUGAGCUAUCACUAG